AUUCUUUUCACUCUCUUUCUCUUUCUCUCUAUUGGGUUUAUAUAAUAAUAAUCAUAUAUAUACCAAGAGCGCGAACGUUCAUUCUUCUUAAUUCUCAUCACUCAUCACUCACUCUUUCUUUCUUUGUUUCGUGAAGCAAGAGCGCUUCAAUCAUGGAGGACCCUGAUGUCUUCGAGAUUCCUCCCCCAACUCACUUCACUCCAAGAUUCAAAAAGCAGAAACAGAAACAGAAACAGGCCAUUGUGCAUGAUGUGAUUGACGUUGACAACGAUGAAGACUCUGAUGAUGUAGUGAUUAUUGGUGAAAAAGAAAGUAAAAGUGACAAGGGGAAGGCAAUUGCAUCCGGUUAUGAUGGUUAUGUGGAUCAUCAAAUUGUGGAAAAUGAUAAUAUCAUGGGUAUUGCUUCAGAUAGUUUUAUGGAUGUAGAUGAGUAUGCUUUAUUAUUACAGGCACAAUUUGAUAAUGAGGAUAUGCCUCCUGGAAUUGAGGCGCCUUUUAAUUGGUUGAAUAAGACUGGAAAUAGUACAGUUGUUAGUUCUAAUUUGCAAAUCAAAAUGGACAAUGUUGGUCGCUAUUCUGGAACAGAGUUGUCUCCUCAAUUAUUUUCUCAAGCUGCCCCUAAUAAGAAGAAAUCAGCUACAUCACAGCGAAGUGGACGUGACUUGAAUCUUUCAUUAGGAAAAGAGUCAUUCAAGUCUUACUGGCCAUCCAAGUUUAGUGCUUCAGAAAACCAUGGUUCGGUUGACAACCCAGAUGCCAUGAAGCUGCCACAGGCUGCCAGAGAUGGAAAUAAGAGAAAAGCUUUGGAUCACCCCGUUUUGGCAAAAUCUGAUGAUGACAGCAACGAGAUUCUGAGGAAAUUUCCAAGUUUCAAGCAAUUUGACACUGUUGAAGAUGCUGCAGACCAUCACUUUUUUCAACGUAAUUCUUCUUUGAAGCAGAAUCCAAAGAAGUGGGCUAAAAAAAUCCAGGAUGAUUGGAAGAUUUUAGAGAAGGAUUUGCCCGAUUCAAUAUUUGUCAGAGUUUAUGAGUCAAGGAUGGAUCUCUUGAGGGCUGUGAUUAUUGGAGCAGAAGGGACUCCUUACCAUGAUGGCCUUUUCUUUUUUGAUGUUCACUUUCCUAGUAGCUAUCCUAGUAAACCACCGGAUGUCCACUACCACUCUGGAGGUCUUCGGCUCAACCCAAAUUUAUAUGCUUGUGGAAAAGUAUGCCUUAGUCUACUUAACACCUGGUCUGGAAGCCAGAAAGAGAAGUGGCUCCCAGGUGUUUCUACAAUGCUACAAGUUCUAGUCUCUAUACAAGGUCUCAUCUUGAAUACAAACCCUUUUUUUAAUGAGCCUGGGUGGGAACGUUUGAGAGGUACAGCAAAUGGUCAAAAGCAGUCCCUGAAGUAUAAUGAGGAGACAUUCAUUCUAUCAUUGAGGACAAUGAUGUAUACGAUAAAUAGGCCUCCAAAGUAUUUUGAGGACUUUGUUGUGGGGCACUUCCGCAGCCGAGGUCAUGAUAUUCUGAUGGCGUGUAAAACAUACAUGGAAGGUGUUCAAGUUGGAUGUGUGGUCAAAGGUGGGGUUCAGGAUGUUGAUGAGGGUAACGGAAGCUGCUCACAGGGAUUUAAGAUGUCUUUAGCUGGAUAUGUGCAGAAGCUUGUCCAGGAUUUUGCAAAAUGUGGAGCUAAGGACUGUGAGAAAUUCCUAUUUUUGACUGACAAGGCUAAAAAGGUUGAUUCCCCUGAUCAUUUUGUUCUGGUGUAUUUUUUGGUUAUCUUGUUUUCCAUGAACAAUAACGCCCCGCGCGAACGUUCAUUCUCCUCAUCAGUCAUCACUGAUCACUCACUCUUUCUCUCUUGUGCAACAACUCCUUCAUUCAUGGAGGACCCUAACGUCUUCAAGAUUCCUCCCCCACUUCACCCCACUUCAACAUUCCAAAUGCAGAACCAGGCCAUUGUGCAUGAUGUGAUUGACAUUGACAACGAUGAAAACUCCAACGAUGUAGUGAUCGUUGGGGAAAAAGAAAGUAAACGUAACAAGGGGAAGGCAAUUGCAGAAGCUUAUAAUGGUUAUGGAGAUCAUCAAGUAGUGGAAGUGUCUGAUUAUACUUUUUGUCAGUCUGGCGUGGAAAAAAUUGGACCAGUUAGUGGUAUUGAGUUUUCUAAUGGUCAUCCUUUGGUAUCACAUAAUUUAAUCUGUGCUGAUGGCCAUGGUUGUGAUCUAAAAUGUGAAGAUGAUAAUAUCGGUGAUAUUGUUUCGGAAAAUGUUGUGGAUGUAGAUAACUAUGAUUUAUUAGAGGCACACUUUUACAAUGUGAAUAUACCUCCCGGGAUUGAGGCACCUUUGCAGGAAUAUGACCGAGAUUUGAAGCAGACUCGAAAUAGUCAUGUCAUGGACUCCUCUCAGCCUUCUAGGUCAUUAGAGCCUACUAACUCUAAAACGGACAAUGUUGGUCACUCUUCUGGAACAGAGUUUGCUCCUCAAUUAUUUUCUCAAGCUGCCCCGAGUAAGAAGAAAUCAGCUACAUCACAGCAAAGUGGAGAUGACUUGAAUCUUUCAUUAGGAAAAGAGUCAUCUAAGUCUAAGUGGUCUUUUAAAUCUUUCCACAGUAAAAUGAUGUCUUUCAUUUCUUGUGCUUCAAAAAACCAUGGUUUGGUUGACAAGCCAGAGGCCAUGAAGUUGCCUAAUGGUGCUAAGAAGUUAGCUGGCGGUAGCAGUUCAUCCCAUUCAAAUUUCAUUGGACAUGAUGGAUCAUUGCAUCCUCCAGCUAAAGAUGGAAAUAAUGGAAUAGCUGUGGAUGAAGUUGGAGAUGAGAUUCUGAGCAAAUUCCGAAAUUUCAAGCAAUUUGACAUAGUUGAAGAUGCUUCGGACCAUUACUUUUUUAGUAAUAAUUCUUCUGUGAAGCAGAAUCCACAUACGUGGGCUAAAAAAAUCCAGGAUGAUUGGAAGAUUUUAGAGAAGGAUUUGCCAGAUUCAAUAUUUGUCAGAGUUUAUGAAUCAAGGAUGGAUCUCUUGAGGGCUGUGAUUAUUGGAGCAGAAGGGACUCCUUACCAUGAUGGCCUUUUCUUUUUUGAUGUUCACUUUCCUAGUAGCUAUCCUAGUAAACCACCGGAUGUCCACUACCACGCUGGAGGUCUUCGGCUCAACCCAAAUUUAUAUGCUUGUGGCAAAGUAUGCCUUAGUCUACUUAACACCUGGUCUGGCAGCAAGAAAGAGAAGUGGCUUCCAGGUGUUUCUACAAUGCUACAAGUUCUAGUCUCUAUACAAGGUCUUAUCUUGAAUACAAAGCCAUACUUUAAUGAGCCUGGAUAUGAAAGUUCGAAAGGUACACCAGAUGGUGAAAAGAAGUCCCUGAAGUACAAUGAGCAAACAUUCAUUCUAUCAUUGAAGACAAUGAUGUAUAAGAUAAAACAGCCUCCAAAGAAUUUUGAGGACUUUGUUUUGGGGCAUUUCCGCAGCCGAGGCCAUGAUAUUCUGAUGGCAUGUAAAGCAUACAUGGAAGGUGUUCAAAUUGGAGGUGUAGUCAAAGGUGGGGUUCAGGAUGUUCAUGAGGUUAAGGGAAGCUGCUCAAAGAAAUUUAAGAAGUCUUUACCUGGACAUGUGAAUAACCUCGUCAAAGAUCUUGCAAAAAUUGGAGCUAAGGACUGUGAGAAUUUCAUAUUGAUCAAGGCUAAAAAGUAAAACCUCAACAUUCUUUUGAAAAAAGCAAUUUGAGACUUGAUAACCGUAUCUAAGGUACCCCAUAUCUAGUUAUACACGCAGGUUUCUAUUUUAUGUCUAACAGUUAAACUUUCCUUAUGAAGUAUUUUAUUUUCAUGAUCAUGGAACAAUGCCACCCUGAUCAUUUUGUAUAGACCAUUAUACCUGCAAAAGGUUUUAAUACAUUAUUAGGUUGACAUAAGAUUCCACCCUGA
Messenger RNA from Lotus japonicus, 3901 nucleotides. RefSeq lists its product as uncharacterized. The transcript is spliced from 17 exons. NCBI's taxonomy places the organism in Eukaryota, Viridiplantae, Streptophyta, Magnoliopsida, Fabales, Fabaceae. The record is from RefSeq and is a predicted model, not a curated record. The coding region runs from base 153 to 3668 and encodes 1171 amino acids. Gene Ontology annotation, molecular function: ubiquitin conjugating enzyme activity.